Messenger RNA from Sphaeramia orbicularis (orbiculate cardinalfish), 3404 nucleotides. RefSeq lists its product as uncharacterized. The record is from RefSeq and is a predicted model, not a curated record. Lineage: Eukaryota; Metazoa; Chordata; Actinopteri; Kurtiformes; Apogonidae. The transcript is spliced from 7 exons. The coding region runs from base 308 to 2866 and encodes 852 amino acids. Gene Ontology annotation, molecular function: telomeric repeat DNA binding. Gene Ontology annotation, biological process: telomere capping; regulation of telomere maintenance via telomere lengthening. Gene Ontology annotation, cellular component: shelterin complex.
AUCAGGAAGUGUUUUCGGACCCGUUCGUGGUUUUCUUGAGUUCUAAAAAAGUUAUUUAAAGUUUAUAAAUGCGUAAAGUUAAUCAACAGAGUCUCCCUAUGCUGUAUUUGGUUGCUUAAGCACGUUGCCUCAGUUGUAUCCGCUGAAGGUUGUGUGUACCGGGGAGGCUGGACAUCCACCCGGGCCAGGACGUGUCGGUACAUGUCCAGGCGGGUCCAUGUCGCGUCCCCUGCCCGUUAAAAUCUGCGGGGGUACGUAAGGGGCAUCGGGGCUGGUGCGGGGCCGGUGUUUGGUGUGUGUUCGUCUGAUGGAGCUCGGAGACCUGCGGAGCUUCCCCCGGCUGCCGCUGUGGAUCAUAGAGUACGUGUGGGCGCACAGGAUGAUGGACGUUCAACAAGUGGUGGACCCGUCCAGUUGGCCUGAUGUGGACUCUCAGCCCCUGGACCUCAACGCCCCCUGGAGGGUUCGCGUGGCAUCUGCACGAGCGUUUUGGAUCCUGAAGAACAGGGCGACACGGCGGUACGAGGACGUGAUGGUUUUCAUGGACGAGACACACAGACUCCUGCCUCGACUGGUCACGCCCAUCAAACACAUGAAGAUCAUGUUUGGACUCAAGACUCUGGUCGUCAUGUGGAUGCUCAGAGAAGGCAGAGGGUUAACAGAUGUCAUUCAUAAAAUCCUUCAGUUCUUUCCAAAUAAACUUCCCCAGUAUGAGGGUCAUUGUAGCAAACGUGAAAUGUUUCUUAUGAGGAAGAACCAGCUGGACUUCAAGGCUUUGGCUCAAACACUCACCAUCGACAAACAAAAGCUUCAAGAGUAUAUGAAGAGUCAGAUGGAGGAAGAGUACGGUGAACCUUACGCUCAGAAGGUGGAGGACAGGCUGGUGGAAUAUCUGCAUGAGCUGGACAAGGCCUUACCCACAGAUACAUACAUCGAUAAGAUACUGAAGAAAGACCAUCCUGUUAAUGAAGAGGAGAAGCUGCUUUUAGAUGUGAUUGGAUCCGACUCCACCACCAUUGGAACCACGUUGAAGAGACUCCUGCACUGUGAUGCUGCUUCAUGUUGUUCCCACAAACCAGCGAACGAGGCAGAAUCAGACCUUUCUAAACUCACAGAUUCUCUUCAACCGGUGGAAAAUAAACUCCACCUUGGAUCACAGCCUCAGGUCAUUAGAGAAGAACAAGCUCAGCUUUUACCCAAAGAGACGCAUCUGAUUUCAGAGUCCAGGAGAAACGUACAAACGCAGGAGGUUCUGGAGACGGAGAAGGAUGGAGGACGUCCACCAACACUGGGCAAUGAACAUGAUGAAGAAGAAGGACAUGAGUCAGACAGAGGUGAAGACCUGGGAGGAACCAGCCCUGGACCGGUGGACUCUCCUCAGUUCUGUUCCAAACACCAGCGAUGGGUGAAGAACAUCCUGCGACAGUGUCCUGAUGAAUGUUCAGAGGAGCUCUUGGUCCAAUCCGUCGUGUCCACGUCUCCUCCUCUGUUCCAGUCAUCAAACUCCACGUCAUCUUCUGAGGAUCUGACGCCGUCUGACCUCCCGUUCUCAUCCCAUCAACAGCAUCGAUCUCCGCAGACAUCCAAUAACCCUCCGACAAACGCCCAAGAUAAACCGGACUGUGAACCGGCUCAGUCCUCUUCAUCUGGACACCUUCCUCUUCCUCCUCUGUGGUCACCGGUCGUCCGACUGAUUGACAUCACCUCCGUCAGAAGGCUCCACCCCCUUUUAAACCCCAAUCCAGCAAGUCCAGAUGGAACUUCUCCUGCCGGUCUGAAGGCGAUAACCUCCCCACGCCGCCAAUCAAAGCGAUGGGCGAGGAACAUCCUGCGACAGUGUCCUGAUGAAUGUUCAGAGGACCUCUUGGUCCAGUCCGUCGUGUCCACAUCUCCUCUUCUGUUCCAGUCGUCAAACUCCAUGUCAUCUUCUGAGGAUCUGACACCGUCCGACCUCCUAUUCUCACCCCAUCAACAGCAGCGAUCUCCGCAGACAUCCAAUAAUCCUCCGACAAACGCCCAAGAUAAACCAGACUGUGGACCGGCUCUGUCCUCUUCAUCUGGACACCUUCUUCUUCCUCCUCUGUGGUCACCAGUAGUCCGACUGAUUGACAUCACCACCAUCAGAAGGCUCCACCCCUUUUUAAACCCUAAUCCAGCAAGUCCAGAUGAAGCUUCUCCUGCCGGUCUGAAGGCGAUAACCUCCCCACGCCGCCAAUCAAAUCCCAUAAUCUCAACCCAGACAGGCCCUGAACGUCAGAAUCCGGCGUCUUCUUCCAGAUGUCCUUCUACUAACCUGUCCAGAAGGUCCAGACUGAUGUCCAACACAAACCAGUCCCAAAGACCAAGACCUUCAGCUGAGACCUUAGGAAACGUUCACACAAGUGCUUUGACGACUUCUGAACCUUUGGAUGGUCUCUUUAUGGAGUCUCCUACCUCUGUGGAACCUCAUUCAAUGUCUUUACUAACCGUCCUCCCCAUGUCCAGGUCUGGUCUGGUCUUCAGGUCUGGACCCAGUGGCGUCUGCAGAGUUCAGACCAGGUUAUCGCUGAAGAGUCAGAACUAUCUGGUCCACUCCAAACUCCUACAACCACAGGUGAUUCUUACCAGACUGAGCGUAGACCAGUGUCUACAAAGGACUGGGGGGAGAACCUGGACCAGACCUGAGGAGACUGUGGAAGGUGAUGAUCAUGAUGAUGGUGAUGAUGGUGAUGAUGGUGACACGUUGUCGUCUCAUCUGUUUGACGUCAACAUCCUUUACUCCAGUGAUUCUUCAGGAAGCGACAGUGAAGACUCAGAGGAUUCAGAUCCCAACUACAAACCUAACAUUAAAAGGUCAAAAUGCGUGUUCCACAUCGACACCUGGUAGAGGGAGGAGCACGGCUGGACUGUUGGAUCACUGAAGGAUCAGAAUAAAUGUUAAAUUAUGAUGAUGAUGCUAAACUUUAUUUUGAACAUAAGUCGUAGUAAAAUGUAAAGGUGAACAAAAGGCAAAGAGACAUUACAGACUUACAUGGAACACUCCAGAAUAUUGAAGGGAAUAAGUUAAACCAGAAAUGGAAUAAAGUCACCCUGUGUCCAACUAUUUCAUUGUGUCUCUUCAAUAACACUUCAUGUCCCAAAAGGACGUAGGAAGAAGACGAGUUUAUAUUGUUCAACAACAUGUAUUGUCAGGGUUCCCACAGGGUUUUAAAAAAUCUUAAAUUUACACAUCUGCUUUUAAUACCUUAAAAAAGUCUUUCAAAGGUAUUAAGUUUGAUCUGGUAGGUCUUCAGUUCUGCUGCCACAAACUUGUUGGCUGUGACAUGUUUGAAUUUGUCCAAACUGCAAAGACAGUGUUGUUAGUGGACUCAGUUCCACCCGUUCCAACCUGAUCAUUUAUAUUGAAUUUAGGAACCAGUUAUUGU